Molecule: messenger RNA, 1127 nt
Organism: Colius striatus (speckled mousebird)
Lineage: Eukaryota; Metazoa; Chordata; Aves; Coliiformes; Coliidae
Gene: LMAN2
Product: lectin, mannose binding 2
Exons: 8
Coding region: 7-1017 (336 amino acids)
Biological process (GO): endoplasmic reticulum to Golgi vesicle-mediated transport; endoplasmic reticulum organization; Golgi organization
Cellular component (GO): COPII-coated ER to Golgi transport vesicle; Golgi membrane; endoplasmic reticulum-Golgi intermediate compartment
Molecular function (GO): D-mannose binding
Source: RefSeq, a predicted model, not a curated record
CGGAGCAUGGCGGCGGGUGCGGGCGCGCUGCUGGCGGCCGCGCUGCUGCUGGCGGCCGGACCGCGCCCGGCGCCCGCCGAGCUCACCGACGGCAACAGCGAGCACCUGAAGCGGGAGCACUCGCUGAUGAAGCCGUACCAGGGCGCGGGCUCCGCUGCCAUGCCGCUGUGGGACUUCCAGGGCAGCACCAUGGUCACCAGCCAGUACGUCCGCCUGACGCCCGAUGAGCGCAGCCGGGAGGGCUGCAUCUGGAACCGUGUGCCCUGCUUCCUCAAGGACUGGGAGCUCCACGUCCACUUCAAGAUCCACGGAGCCGGCAAGAAGAACCUGCACGGGGACGGCCUGGCGCUGUGGUACACGCAGGAGCGCCUGGUGCCAGGUCCUGUCUUUGGCAGCAAGGACAACUUUCAUGGACUGGCUAUUUUCCUUGAUACUUAUCCCAACGAUGAAGCGACAGAGCGCGUGUUCCCCUACAUCUCCGCCAUGGUGAACAACGGCUCCCUGACGUACGACCACAGCAAGGACGGGCGCUGGACGGAGCUGGCGGGCUGCACCGCCGACCUCCGCAACCAGAACCACGACACCUUCCUGGCCGUCCGCUACUCGCGGGGCCGCCUGACGGUGAUGACCGACGUGGAAGACAAGAAUGAAUGGAAGAACUGCAUUGACAUUGCGGGGGUGCAGCUGCCCACAGGCUACUUCUUCGGAGCCUCUGCUGGCACUGGAGAUUUGUCUGACAACCACGACAUCAUCUCGAUGAAGCUGUUCCAGCUGAUGGUGGAGCACCCCGUAGAAGAUGAGUCUGUUGACUGGACCAAGAUCGAGCCUAGCGUCAGCCUCCUUAAAUCCCCCAAAGACAACGUGGAUGACCCGACGGGGAACUUCCGCAGCGGGCCUCUGACGGGCUGGAAGGUGUUCCUGCUCCUGCUCUGCGCGCUGCUGGGCAUCAUCGUCUGCGCCGUGGUGGGGGCCGUGGUCUUCCAGAAGCGCCAGGAGCGGAACAAGCGCUUCUACUGACCGAAAACCUGGGCCCCCGGCCUGGGCCCAGACCCGUCUUUUCUAUGAGGAGCUGUAAAAACUGUGGUUUCUAAAAGCUGUUUCUGAGAAAUAUCAGAAGUAUUUUCUUA